AUGGGGGGGGCGGGCGUUGGUCCGAGGUGGUGGCGGAGCCUCACCCGCCGCUACGUUUCUUUCUGCCAUGAGCUGCUCGUUCAGAAAGAGUCGAUUGUUGCUGCCAUUGGAGAGGGGUUCGGAAAGUGGGCCCUUGUCUGUUACCGCUAUCCGUACCAUGUAAUGCUUGCAUCUCUCGUUCUCUGUGUGGCUAUGGCUUCUGGACUCUUGCCACCCACUCCAGUCUGGAUCGAUGGUGCCGAGAAAUUGUAUUCGCUUCCCUAUUCGAGGGCCCGAGAUGACGGGGCGUUGCACACGUCUUAUUUUGGAGAUGUGUUGGGCCGUAAGAGUGUCGUUAUUGUCAAACACAAGGACGAAGGGACAAAUAUUCUGACUUGGAAGUACCUAGAGGUUAUCCAGCAUCUGGACGCUAUCAUCCGUGGUCGGGAAGUUGACCCAGUUGGCAGCCGCAAACUUGUGAUUCCUCGGACAUUUGGAAACCAAAAUGACAGUAUUCUUUCCCAGCCAGAAAGGACGCGAGGGACAGAGAAGGCCCUGCAAGAAAGCAACCUCUCUUUCAGAAAUUCAAGCAAGGCUCCAGCGAGUGGCGAUCCGCUAGGUAACUCUAGCGCGUACUCUCCAGCUCCCAACAGCCCUAAGGGUAUGGACGACCAGGGCUACAUGACAUUUGAAGACAUUUGUUUAAUAAAUCCCUUUGGAGAAUGUGCAAUUGAUUCUGUCUUGAAGUUCGGUCUACAUGAAAUGCGCCAGAUGGGUUUACUACCAGAUGAACCGGAAGUUUGGGUUUUCGAUGGGACGGUGUACAACACAAAGCAAGUCGGGUUCAUUCCAGAGUACUAUCUGGGUGGCGUCACAAAAGAACAAUGCUGGAGGCAAAUGCCUCUCGACCUCGCAAAACGGCUGCUUCCUCCAUCUCGCAUCCGGCCCCUUCCCGACCAACCUGGAUUUGCCAUGGUUGACAUUGACUGUAUAACAAAAGCUCAGGCUGCUAUGCUUCAGUAUGACGCCGAUGGUCGAUCUCAAUUUGAGGAUCGUAACAUGAUGUGGGAGCGUCUGUUUAUACAGAUCUUGAAGGACAACCAAACGUUUGGGGAUCUGGAGGUCUCCUUCCAAGCUUUUCGGUCCCGAGACGACGAAUUAAGAGCGUCGACGUCUGAGUCAAAGGAUGUAGUCUACGUAGUCUUUACGUUCUUCAUCCUGGCCACGUAUUCGACAGCCCUCAACUUCUCGUGUGAUCUCUAUCGUAACAAACUCUUUUCCGCCUUAAUGGGAUUCGGUGCAGCCUUCAUGGGACUCGGAGCCGGCAUGGGCAUUGUCGCGUAUAUGGGAAUGCCUAUGGUGCCGACAGUAUUGAUUUGUCCUUUCCUGGUGCUCGGUAUCGGAGUCGACGACAUGUUUGUCGUCAUGAACUGCUAUUGCGUAAGCUACACAAUUCACGACCCUGAAGAACGCUGCAUCCAAGCUCUCCGUAUAUCGGGACUCGGAAUCAGUAUCACGACGCUCACUAACCUUAUCUCUUUUGGUGUCGGUGCCUUUAGUACCUACAUGUCUAUCCGGAAUUUCUGCGUCUACUCGGCCAUGGCUCUCUUUAUGGGGUACGUCUUCGUUCUCACCUUCUUUUUCCCCACCCUGUGCAUAGACGCUAGACGAGAGGAAUGUGCGCGGGUAUGUCCUUUCUGUCUCCCCGACAUCUCUGAUCGUCAAAAAGUGGCACAGGAACGCCUAGCCGAAAUGACAGCUGAGGAGAGGAAAGUCGUGCAAAGCAUGGCCUCGCUGAGUCAAGAGGAACUCAUUGCAUACAAAGUUAACGUCUUCUACGAGGAGCAGGCCAUCAGAAAGGCUGCCCGAAAACGAAGGGAUCUUGGAGAAAAGGACGGAACUGCAAAACACGCCAGACCUGACGGACCGGCCAGAUUCCUCCGGCGUCUCACAGAGGCUCUGACAGCCCAUCGCCCUCUGCCUCAGUCUCCGUCACCUGCGUCAUUUCAGUCGGCUCUUCCUCCCCAGCCGAUCAAUGACAACUCCGGAAGCGCUAGCUCAGGACCGGGUUUCGUUCCCAACCCGCGCAGCACUUCGGCUACUUCAACGGCUUCUCUUCCGCCAGCGGUGACGUCAGGAUCAGCAUCUUCUCGUUGGAGCAACACCGCCGAAGGAAACGAGAAACGGAAGACGAAAUCUUCGGGUAGCCCGGAUGUACCGAUGGGGGGCGAAGGCAUGAAAACCGGUGAAAAGAGUGGAUUUGGGGGCGACACUUACGGGCUGGGGCCGGGGCGGUGUCAGCGUGAGGGAAGGGAGGAUGCCGGCACGGAUUUCUUCCCGAGACUGACCACGACAAUCGGGGGCCUGCCCCCAGACUUGGCACGUGAGGCGCUUUACGAAGAACCAAGAGGAAAUGUCGGCCGAAAAUGGAGAGAAUUCUUCCUGUGCUACUAUGGGCCAGUCCUCAUGUGGUUCCCAGUGAAGAUCGCGGUUGUGAUAACGUUUGCGGCGAUAGCGGCGGUGUCCGCCUACGGAUUCACGAAACUGGAACUCGGGCUGGAGUUGUCCGAGCUGGCGCCGGGGAAUUCGUACAUGCGAAGGUUCGACGCAGACUUUGCCCAUUACUUCAAUAAAUUCGAUCAGCCGACAGACAUCUUUUUUGUCGACCGUAAGAAAAGGCCUGCAAACUCCAGCAGUUCGUAUGGCGUCGCAGGCGACAGUCCCCUCUCUUCAUCUGCCCCACCUCGGAGGCUCUUUAAUUCACCAAACCCUGUGAAAGCAUCUGCCGACCACGGAACUCCUUACGCGUCUUCCUUUUAUUCUGGCCUUGACCGUGGCGACGUCCACCGGUUCACUUCUCCCGCACGAGAUCCACCGACUCAAGGGACGGGAGAACACGCGACACCAGUCGACGCAGCGGCCUCUAACGGGAGACUGAAUUCCGGCGAAAGCUUUGCUUCUGGUUCGGGGCAAAGGACUCCUUCGUUACUCGUGUCACCCCCGACAUUGAGAGGCGCGACAACAACUGAACACACGUUUCAACUGGAAGCGACCUCUUUUCCAGCGACUGGACCCAAUGAGGUGGACGCCGCUUGGCAACCUGUGGACGUCCGAGAAAUGCCUGAAGCCGACGCAGCCGAAACAAGAGCGAAUUCCGGGCGGGCCUUAUCUUUUAAUGCGCCUGAAGAUGCACAGGAGCGAAGACUGCUGGGCACAAUGGAAGACAUGAAGAAGAGAGACAGGAGCGAUGCACAGACCAUCCCUUUCCGAGAGAUCGGGGAGAAACCGUCGUUCUCACCUUUCGACAGGGAAGACCAAAAGAGCGUCGACGACACGAGCAUCCGCACAGAAUGGUGGAAUCCCAAAAUUCAAGCUGCCAUGCGCGCGUUUCAUAAGAGACUCGAAUCGAGGCCGACUACCUCUCGGCUGGUCAAUCCUCUUCUUACCAUGCUCGAUGAUCCACAAAUUGGAGCGAAACUGAGAAUGGGCGAUAAACAGAUAUUUGAAGACACAAUAUACUACCAGCUCGUCCACUCCAAGUCUCCGUACCGUCAGUUUAAAUUCGACUUCAUCUGGACGGGCAGAGAACUGAAGACCUGGCGCAUGCGUCUUCUUCCCAAGUACAUGGCGACGUCCGAAGAGAGGGCCGCAUGGAUGGAGCAGCUCCGCAAUGACUGUGAUGAGGCCGCUCGAACCUUUGGGGCGAUUUCGGAGACGGACGCCGGUGGAGCGUUUGAAUACGGAAGUAACGAUGAGAAAUACCUGUCUGGGUUUCUUACUGACAAGGCGACGAGUACCUCGGGCACAGCUGGAGACCACCACGGGGCGGUACCUGAUGAACCUAUCUACCCUAUCCCUUACACGUAUAUGAUGAUUUUCUACGAGAGUGAUUUAGGCAUCCUCAGCUCUGUCCUCGUCAAUAUGCUCUCUGCUGGACUAGCGAUGCUCCUUGUGGCCUUCGUUCUCAUUCCUGAAGCGCUCGCUGGCUUCCUGGUCAUCCUCAUGAUCUGCCUUAUUGACCUUGCACUCUUCGGCUUCAUGUAUUUCUGGCGUGUGAAGCUCCAUAUGGUGUCGACGAUUGCGCUGGUCAUUAGUAUCGGGUUUGCCGUCGACUACUCUGCCCACCUUUGCCAUACGUUUACCCACUGCAAAGGAGCAACGAGGGAAAAAAGGGUCAUUGAAAGCCUUGUGCUGAUGGGCAACCCCAUCUUCCACGGAGCAUCUUCGACUCUCCUUGGCAUUAUGCUUCUCGGCUUCUCUGAGUCCUUCGUCUUCACCGUCUUCUUUAGAAUGAUGGUUAUGGUUGUUGCCUUCGGUGCGAGUCACGGUAUGCUUCUUCUCCCCGUCAUUCUUUCCUGGAUCGGUCCCAUGGGCCAUGAAGCCGACGAGAAGGCGACUGACGCCUCCACGGCCUGUGCGGAUCUCUCCGGUGGUGGAGCGUUUUCUCGAGCAGACAAGCCGCAACCAUUUUGUGAUGCGCUUUCCAAAAGCAAGUGCAUUCCGUCUCUGUCCUUCCCCCAAAGUCUGUCGCACCCUGCAGAAGCGAACGCGUCUCCAGCAAACCCGACGCUCCUGACUUCGGCGAAACUGAGAUCCGAAAACUACCGUUCCCCUGCCGAGAAGGCAGCAAGCUCGGCGCUCGGUGCCGGGGGGACUCGCGCUGUUCUAGCGUCCGUGGAGGCGGAGAAAACCGCGCAAAAAUCGCCGCAGAGUGGCCGGUGGUUCUUUGCAAAGAUGUUGCCAAACGCAGGAGGAGCGAACAAAGAACGGGGCUGGCACGGACCUGCCGAAUCGGUCGGGUCUCUACGGAGGACUGACGAGGGCGACAGUUUUGUGAUUGAAGCCUCCGGUCACCGGUCGGCGGUUGUCCAUCCACGGGCUGCGUCGCUCCCGGUUCCGUUGCCAGGCAGAAGCCUGCCGGAUUCUCUCGACAUGACGAGUUUGCUUCAGACGCAUGAAGUGAAUCAUCACGACAUACACGACCGUCUGUUCCUUCCGUAUUCUGAUCAGAAGGCCCGAGGGCCUGGAGAGGGCGAGGCCACGGCUGCCGGCAUGCGCCCCAUUGGGGCUUGGGCUCUAGGGGAGGAUGAGGACCCCAACAACAGCUGCAUUAGCAGCCCGCUCGACUAUACAGCUCACCAGCAAGCGAGGCAGCUGAAGACACACCGGCGAAGCCGCGCGGGACCGGGACACCCGCCGAGCAGUUUCGUGGUUUCCGCAGCAAACGGCGUCCUCGGCGCUUCCAGUACAUCGGCGAGUGCGCUGCCGUCUCACCCUGUAGAGACGAGCUCCGCGGAGCUGGAGCUCGCCGCCAUGUUUGCGAGUUCACAAGCUGCGACAGCUCUGUCGCACCACAGGGACAAAUAUGGGAUGUCUCUGAAGAGCCAGGCCUCUGUUGCCUCGAACCGAGCGUCGGCCAGUUCGGCCAAGUUCCCGCACAAUGACGAUGCCUACCCCCUGGCGUCGCAGCGACUCCCUCCGGGGAAGCGAAGCAGCCAUGCAAGUCGAACUGGGGAAAUGAACGAAUGGGGAGGAGAAACCAGGGGAGACGAAAAAGGCAGAGAGCAAGUGCAUCCAAAGGAGUGCGUUCCUCCUGUCAGAGAACCCUCUGGUGUCUCAAGCGAACUCUCAUCUGCUGCAUUUUCCGAAAGCACCACGGGGGGAACGGAACACCCGGAGACGCAGAAGCACGUGGUAUCGCAUCCGAGGCGUAUUUCGUCUUGUGGGCCGACGGUCGCCCUUCACCGGUCUCGCAAAUCGUCCUCUGUGGUAUCGUCUCAGCAUCCUUCGGUCGUGUCUGCAGAUCUGAACGAACACUCGUACAGCGGGACGGGCAGCGCCAGCGGGAGGAGUGUCUCCCGUCCCAAGAGACGCAAUUCCACGGGAUCAGGAAGGGCGUCCUUCUCGAUGGCUUCCUCCCCUGGCGGGACUGCCACGUUCCGCGGCCAGUCGGUCAUUACCGUACGAAAAGGCAUUGGGGUCGUAGGAUUCCCUCACGCCGGAUGUAUGACCAGCGCAGGUGCGCGAGGCGGAGAGCGGAGACACUCGAUGACAAAGGGUCCGAGCAGCGGGCACAGUUUGCCCUCGUUUCUCUCAAACAAAUUCCCCCGUUUCCCUGCCCCUAGGAGCGGCGCUCACACACUGAACGGACGCUCCGGCGACUCGACGGCGCAGGGCUAUCCUGGCGGUGCGGAGAAGGCCGAAACCGAAAGGCGAAGCACAAACGGCGAUGUGGCAUGUGGUUCGAAAACAAGUCGCUGCGCAAGCGGAGUCGGCUCAGGAGAGAAGCCGCGAGAGCGCGAUUCGCUUUUGGGUCCCGAAAUUCACACGCCGGGACUCGUCCACUCCACGUCUCUUCCUUCAGCGCAUUCUCCCGCGGUUCGUACCUCAAGUGUCGGCCGAGACGGAGAGCGCAAAAACAUUUCACUUCCGCCCGCGUCUCGCUCUUCGUCUGCUGUCUCUAUGUCUUACGUUAAUCCCUCUACACACAGUGGAGGAAGGAGAAGUCAGAAUUCGCCCGUUUCCUACGUCUCCUCUCAUGCUUCGAAGAUCUUCGUUCUGCCGUCAGGACACCUGGCGCCUCAGCAGGUGGGCGGUUCCUCACUGCAUCGUGUUCAGCCGAACCAAAUAAUGCCGCAAGCAUACCAAGAGAAAGGACAGCCUACUGCCUCAGCUUCACCGUCGCUGGACGCUCCUGCGGGGUCAGCAGCCAAGCGAAGGAACAGCACAGGCAACCUGAUGGCAAAUCGAGGUCGAAGGGAGUUAGGUGGCGUUUCUGCAUGCGGAUACAAAGACGAGGAACAGAAAAGGGGAGAGGGACAAGAGCAAAGAUUGGGGCGGAGCAACUCCGCAGAGACGAGACUGGCGUCAGGCGUUCCGACCGGAGAACCAGGAAGGACUUCGUGUUACAAAGAAAGACCCGAGGAGACAAGUGACAGAGAAGGGCACUCCAGGAGCAUCGGCGCUGUCGGCCAGGGACGGGAGAACAGGGACAACAAGCCUGAAACAAAAGACAGAAAGCCGGAGUACGAGAGGGCCGAACACCAAACCACUGGAGGAGGUAUCUUUCACCAGCUUUUACACAGGGGAAUGAGCCUGGCGAAAACGCGAGAGGAAAAGCCUCCAGCAUGA
Neospora caninum is the source of this 7110-nucleotide messenger RNA. Its product is annotated as putative Patched family domain containing protein. The record is from RefSeq and is a predicted model, not a curated record. Lineage: Eukaryota; Apicomplexa; Conoidasida; Eucoccidiorida; Sarcocystidae. Gene Ontology annotation, cellular component: membrane. The transcript has 8 exons. The coding region runs from base 1 to 7110 and encodes 2369 amino acids.